Molecule: messenger RNA, 4065 nt
Organism: Corythoichthys intestinalis (scribbled pipefish)
Lineage: Eukaryota; Metazoa; Chordata; Actinopteri; Syngnathiformes; Syngnathidae
Gene: pcif1
Product: phosphorylated CTD interacting factor 1
Exons: 16
Coding region: 184-2340 (718 amino acids)
Cellular component (GO): nucleus
Molecular function (GO): RNA polymerase II C-terminal domain binding; mRNA (2'-O-methyladenosine-N6-)-methyltransferase activity
Source: RefSeq, a predicted model, not a curated record
GGGACAGAGGCCGACAGGAAACGUAUCCCGCUCGACGCCUGCGCAGUGGCUCUUUUGGCUCCCCUGUAAAGAUGUCUGAGCAGGCGGGGAGGGAGCGGAGCGGAGGACCCCGAACCAACAGGCAGAGCCCGCGACUGCGAGCAUUUAAAAGAGUCCAGGUGGCAGGUGCUAGCAGCGUCGGAGAUGUCCAGUGACAGCCAGGCGUCGCUGAAGGGGGAGGCGGCGGUGCACUCGUCGGCCGCCUCGCAAGGCCCGCCACUCUCGCCGGCCACCGCCAAAGCGCCCGAACUGCCAGAUGAGCUGAUCCAGGCGGGUUGGUCCAAGUGCUGGUCCCGGCGGGAGAACCGGCCCUAUUACUUCAACAGGUUCACCAACCAGAGUCUGUGGGAAGUGCCCGUGUUGGGCCAGCACGACGUCAUCUCGGAUCCUUUAGGCCUGAACGCAGCGCCAGCAGAGGGCGGCGAUGCUAACCUGGGCAAUGGGCAGAGGAAGAGGCGGAGCUCCGAGGAGCAGGCGGGCGGGCCCAACAGCCUGAAACGCGCCAAGGCCGAGCCCACUACGCCCAUCUCACCCGGCGCCCCCGGCGUCAAACCCUGGAGUGAUGACAAACAAGGCGCCACCCCCGCACAGGCCGCGGCCAGCCCCGCCCCUGCUCCUUACAGGCCGGCCGUUGUCUACUGGGACCUGGAUGUCCAGACGAACGCAGUGAUCCGAGAGCACUCCCCUGCCGAGCACUUGCCCCCGCACCCUGAGAUCGAGCUGCAGCGAGCCCAGCUGGUCACCAAACUGAGGCAGCACUAUCAUGAGCUCUGCCACCAGCGAGAAGGCAUCGAUCCGCCUCGGGAGUCCUUCAACCGCUGGCUGCUGGAGAGGAAAGUGACAGACAAAGGUCAGGAUCCCGUGCUGCCCAGUGACUGCCGCCCCGUCAUCUCGCCGUCCAUGUUCAGGGAGGUGAUGAACGACAUCCCCAUCAGGCUGUCUCGGAUCAAAUAUAAGGAGGAGGCCCGCAAGCUCCUCUUCAAAUAUGCCGAAGCGGCCAAGAAGAUGAUGGACUCCAGGAAUGCCAGUCCAGAGAGCAGGAAAGUGGUCAAGUGGAACGCCGAAGACACCAUGAGCUGGUUGCGCAGGGACCACUCGGCCAGCAAGGAGGACUACAUGGACCGUCUGGAGCACCUCCGCCAGCAGUGCGGCCCUCAUGUUACAGCGGUGGCGAAAGACUCUGUGGAGGGUAUCUGCUCCAAGAUCUACCAGCUGUCGUGCGAGUACAGCAGACGCCUUCGCCACACGCACCUGGGCCUGCUGCAGGACCCGCCCACAGAGGCAUCAGAGGAGGAGGGGGCAGCGGCAGCUUCGGCAACUCUGGCGGCGGACCCGUCCCCGACGCCGUCUCGACUGGUGUACUGCUACCCGCUAAGGUUGGCGCGGCCAUCGCCACCUCUGCCACGGGUGGAGCUUCACUUUGAGAACGACGUAGCCUGUCUGCGCUUUCGAGGGGAGAUGGUCAAAGUCAACAGGGGACACUUCAGCAAGCUGGAGCUGCUGUACAGGUACGGCUGUAUCGACGACUCUCGCUUUGAAAAGUUCCUGUCCAGAGUUUGGUGCUUGCUCAAACGAUACCAGGUGAUGUUCGGCGGCGCGGCCAACGAGGGUACUGGCCUCCAGGGGGCGUUGCCGGUACCAGUCUUCGAGGCUUUGAAUCGGCACUUUGGCGUUUCCUUCGAGUGUUUCGCCUCGCCUCUCAACUGCUACUUCAAACAGUUCUGCUCCGCCUUCCCCGACACAGACUGCUACUUUGGAUCGCGAGGGCCCUUCCUGUCUUUCCGUCCCGUCAGUGGCUCCUUCGAAGCCAACCCGCCGUUUUGCGAAGAGCUGAUGGACGCCAUGGUGACGCACUUUGAGGACCUCCUGGAGCAGUCGAGCGAGCCGCUGUCCUUCGUGGUCUUCGUCCCCGAGUGGCGAGACCCGGUGACACCGGCGUUGGCCCGCAUGGAGGCGAGUCGCUUCCUGCGCCACCAGAUGAGCGUGCCCGCCUACGAACACGAGUACCGAUCAGGAAGUCAGCACAUCUGCAAAAGGGAGGAGAUGUACUACCGGGCGGUCCACGGCACGGCGGUUCUCUUCCUGCAGAAUGCGGCCGGCUCGACCAAAUGGGCACCCACGCCGGAGCGGCUGGCCGAGCUGGCGGCGUCCUACCGCCCUUCGCGUGCCGCACAACCACCGGCCUCGCCGGGCCCCGCCCAGCCACCGGCCGACGCCCCCUCCAAGGCUGCCGGCCACGACGACAACAACAAUGACGGCGGUGGGGCCAGCCCGCGAGACAAGAUGAAGGAGAGGCCGUAGCGCCCGCGGGCUCGUUCCGGACCCGUCAGACUUUCCGAAUUUUCGUCCAGUCGUGCGACGACAAAUGCUAUUUCUGACAUUUUGCGUUCGCCCGCUCGCCGUCAUGUACAUAAUGUACAGUCAAGGUAACGCCCGUCGCAGGCUUUUUAUUUAACGUCAUUUGCGUAUCUUACUCUUGACCCUAGUUUGUUGGAAACUAAACCAAAGCGUUGUUCGCUCAUUGAAUGCCAUUGACGGCACUGACUUUGAUGGGAUUGUCACCCCUACCAACAUGGCCGCCUUGCUGGGCAAUGAAAGGUCUUUUCAUGCCUCUGCAAUCAAUUCUUUCCAAUUGUCCUUCUGAUGUGAAUUUCAAUGACUUUAUCACUCGUAAAUGUCCAAUCCAAUUGAAGCGGGAAGGUUGGCAGCAAAUGAAUCAACGGCCAUUCUCUGGACGCUUACUAGUGAUAUACUCGUUGGUAUAAGGGUGCGGCUUGGCCAGUGGAAGAACCAGUUUGGCUGUGAUUGACGGCGAUAGACAUCCAAUCAAUUUGUAGCUGAAGGGUAGGCAGCGAAUGAACGAACGCUGCCAACUUCCUGCUUAAUAUGGGUUGGACGUCUACUAGUGAUAAAUUCAUUGAUGGGAAAGGGCACAUCUUGGCCAGAGGAAGAACAUUUUUUGUUUUUAAAUUAUUGGUUGCUAUUGAGGGCAAUAGACGUUCAAUUCAUUUGAAGUGGGACGUUCUGUGGUGCAAGCCUCUCUGCUUUAAAUGGAUUGGAUGUUAAACUAUUUAAUCAACCCAUUUUUGCCUGAAUUUACAUUUAACAAAUCUACAAUUAAGUCAUUAAAAUAGUAAUGAAAUAUAUAAAGAAAUUCAGAACAUAGUAAAUAAAAAAAAUAGAUGUAAAUAUAAAUUUUAAAUUCCGACAUUUUAAAAAUAUUAUUUUUUAUCUAUCAGUGAUUAUAAUUUUCAGCUGUAUUUUCGUUUUUUCCCCAUAUAAAGUAUUUUUUUUAAAUACUAAUGUAUUCCUCAAAUACUUUACGAUGAAGUGCAAGUUUUAAUUUCAUUCAUUCGCUAAUAGGUCUCCCACUUCAAAUGGAAGGGCAUCUGGCACAGUCAAUGGCAUCCACUGAGCAAAUGGAUGCUUUGACAAUGAGGGAAAAAAAGUUGAGAAAUAAAUGAGUUUUGACCUCAUUUGAUUGACUUCUUUAUAUGGAUUGGACUUCUGUCACCGUCAAUGGCAGUGAAUGGUUUUUUUUUUUAAUGUUGUCAACGUCCUCACCCAUGCUGAAGUCAGUAGGCAAUCCAGUGACCUUCCCCCGUUUUGUGGUUAUGUUCCUCAGUCCGUCAACUCUCUUUUGACCUCAAAAGUGUCGUCGUACAGGACAAACUGAGGACGAGUGGAACAAUAUGCAAAAAUAUUUGCCCAUCGUAGCGCUCCCUUGAUUCUCUUCGUCUUUUUGCGAUUUUUUUUUUUUUUUUUUUUUUUUUUGGAAACAAUAUGUGUUUUUUUUGUUUUGUUGUUUUUUGCUAAAAUGGGACGAUGGACCUUUUUCUGCUUGUCUAAAAAUUGAUUGGGACGUGUUUCAGGAGAAAUGAAGAGCAGUCCGGUCAGCGGUGGGCGACUAUUUUUAAUCCCGCCAAAGACACUCGUUGGUCUUUCUUGGGCCGAGUGGACUGGAGAAUGUACAUAAACAAAAGACACAAUGCAGUUUAACUCCCAGUAAAGUUCUAUUCCAUCCUU